AUGAAGGACGAAACUAAAGCCUCCGGAUUCAAGGCACAAAAGGACAGGGUGACCUUUCUGAUGUGCGGGAAUGUGAAUGGCUUUAUGCUCAAACCAGGCCUCAAUUACAAGGCUGCAAAUCCCAGGGCAUUCAAAAAUAAGAACAAGGCAUUGCUGCCUGUGUUCUGGAUGCACAAUCCUGAGGCUUGGAUCACCACAGUCCUUACAGAAUACUGGUUCCAUCACUGCUUCAUUCCUCAAGUUAGGCAAUACUUGGCUGAUUUGAACAUGGAGUUCAUGGUGUUGCUAAUAACAGAAAAUGCCGGUGGCUACCCUCUCGAUCUUUAUUACAAGGGAGUCCAGCUCAAGUUCCUCCCUUCCAACACCACCUCUCUCCUCCAGCCCAUGUCUUCAAGGCACUCUACACCGGAAACUCCCUCCAGCACCUUGUUGAUGCAAUGGACCAUUGACAGUGAAUUUACACUGAAAGCCUAUUGGCAUAAAUUCAUGAUUGCUAUGUGUCUGUCUUGUCAUCGACCAGUCACUGAAGGACAUGAAGGCGGAGACCCUGAAUGCAUGCUGGAGUCAAGUUGUGGCUGGACUGUGUCCACAAUUAUACAGGCUUCUCUCCUGACGAGAUCCAGCAUUUGGGCAUUAAUAAAGCAGUCCAGUUGA
Macrobrachium nipponense is the source of this 654-nucleotide messenger RNA. RefSeq names its product tigger transposable element-derived protein 1-like. Gene Ontology annotation, molecular function: DNA binding. Bases 1 to 654 code for a protein of 217 amino acids. The record is from RefSeq and is a predicted model, not a curated record. The transcript has a single exon. Gene Ontology annotation, cellular component: nucleus. Lineage: Eukaryota; Metazoa; Arthropoda; Malacostraca; Decapoda; Palaemonidae.